Messenger RNA from Perkinsus marinus ATCC 50983, 1256 nucleotides. RefSeq names its product pumilio, putative. The transcript has a single exon. The record is from RefSeq and is a predicted model, not a curated record. NCBI's taxonomy places the organism in Eukaryota, Perkinsozoa, Perkinsida, Perkinsidae. Gene Ontology annotation, biological process: post-transcriptional regulation of gene expression. Gene Ontology annotation, cellular component: cytoplasm. Gene Ontology annotation, molecular function: mRNA binding. Bases 1 to 1227 code for a protein of 408 amino acids.
AUGGUGACAGAGUCUCCGUCUACCAGUGUGCCUCCAGCAGGAGGGAAAGGGAGAAAGAAACGAGCGCAGCAGCAGAAGGAGGCACAGAGGGAAGCGGCGAAGAGUGAGCUCCAAGAAUUAUGGCAGCAUGCUACGACGAUAUAUGAUGUUAAGGGACAUGUCCUUCAACUCGCCACGGACCAGUGGGGAUGCCGCUUUGUUCAGCUCAGGUUGGAAGCACCUGACGAGGGCGAGGCUAACUUGAUCGUAUGCGAACUGUUGGAACAUAUCACGGACUUGUCCACGGAUAGUUAUGGUAACUACGUCGUACAGAAGAUGAUUGAGGUGAGCGCUGAUGUCGAGACUAGAUUGGGAUUGAUAGUUGACCAACUAGUUGGAGAGGUCUUUAGACUCUCAGUGCAUGUGUAUGGGUGCCGAGUGAUCCAGCGGGCCAUUGCGGCGACGUGCGUGCCUUUACCACAGCAACAUGCUCUUGUGAUCAGCGAGUUGAAGGGGAGAAUACAGGAGUGUGUGGAGGAUGCUCAUGGCAACCAUGUGGUUCAGAAGAUUAUUGAAAUAGAACGGCCUGUGGAAAAACUUCAAUUUAUAGUAGAUGCAUUAACACCAUCAGCGAGCUGGCUAGCUGCUCAUGCAUGCGGCUGUAGAGUACUUCAGAGGUUACUGGAGACAUGCCCGCCCGAUAUGAUAACCAAGAUGCGGACGUCUAUUGUGAGGUCAUGUGCUGAGCUGAGCACCAACUCUUUCGGCAAUUACGUUAUUCAGCAUGUCAUAGUUUAUGGCACACAAGCAGACCGGAAGGCGAUAUACAGUUACGUUAUGGAGGACAUCACCGCUGCGUCGUGUCAUAAGUUUUCGACUAAUGUUGUUGACAAGUGUCUGCAGCACUUGACCAUGGUGGAGUUGGCCCACGUAAUUUCGGUAGUCUUGGGUGACUCGGGUGCUGAGGCCGCCUCUAUAGCGGCGUGGGGUGGCAGUGCGGGAGAGGCCGUGGCUCUGUCUGUUAUGCUGCGGGAUCGUUACGGAUGCGCCAUCGUCUCGAGGCUACUCGAAUUGGCACCGAGUGAGAUGAUUGAGCGAAGUCGGCUUGUGUGGAAGUUGAAGGAGCAGCUGCCAGCAUUAAGGAAGUCUUCCUUUGCUAAACACUUGGUUGCCGCGGUGGAGUCGAUUCAUGCAGGAUCGUUGCCCCCGGUUCCAGGACAGUUCUCGAGACAAUUGUCUGCUCACUGACUGUGUAUCAUUUAUAUGCUUCCUUUUAA